AUGCUGCAGUGUGCUUCAAUUGAUUAUUUCUUUUUUUUUAAAUUGCUUUUCUUGUCAUUUUCGUCUUCACCUUCGUGUGUAGCUCUACCACAUUGUGUAUGUGGAUUAGCCUUACUUGAUUCUCCACUGGCUAUUUUAUCGCAUUCUGGAACACACUUGAUACAUGCAUACAAGUACAAUUCAUCGUCUAUUGUUCUGCCAGAUCCUAUACAACUACGUCGAUUGAAGCGUCAACAUCUGAAUUCAUCAUCGUCAUCUUCAAAUAAUCAACAGUAUUCAUCAGAGGAAUUUCUAUUCCCGAAACCUGAUGAUCACAUUCCCUGUUGUAUAGAAGUUUAUCGACAUCUACGAUUUGGUGUUUCUCCACAAUUUGAUGCCCACCUUUUAGAAGCAACUAAAGGAAGCUUAACCUUUACAUGUCCUAUUUGUCCCACAGUGCUGUGUACUCGUUGGGCCUUAACACAGCAUGCAUUUUCAGAGCAUUGGGGCACUUUAUGCUAUAUUUGUUGUAUUUACACAUUCAGUCCUGAUGAGAAUUCGCCUUCGUUAGACAUCAGUACUGAUGGGAAUGUACAGAUUCCAGAUGCCUGUCCAUCAGUGUCAUCUUUACCUGCUAUCGCUUCUUCUUCUUCUGAGAUCGUCGUGGCACAGCCAAUGUAUGUUAAUGUUAAUGUAUGGGAUCACAUCUUCCAAUGCAUGAAUCAACGCCGUGAUCUACUCAAUAAUUGUCAUCAUCGUCAUCAUCAACACGGCCGAUUUCCACCUGCUGCUACUACCACUUCUACUACUACUACUACAAGUACUACUGCCGCUGUUAUUGCUCCCCCUCCUGUUCCUUCACGUAGUAGUAGUAGUCCUGUUAACUAUGUACAUAAAAUAUUUGAUGAUAAAUCUUUGAAGAGAAAUGUAUCAACAAUUUCAGAAACUAGUGGAAGUCCAUCUCAUAAACGAUUAUCUCCAUCACUAAACAAAGGUGAUUGCAGCAACGACAACAACAAUGUACAAGGUAGUUGUCAUCUCAGUAUUGAAGGUGUUGGUGGUGUUAGUGUUGGAGGUGAUGAUAAUGACCAAUAUGGUUCAACUAAUAAUUCUGCUACUACUAAUCCUUGUGUUGACUGGGUGGUACAAGAGCAGCAGGUCAGUGGAGAGAUAUCACGUGGUUGUGAUGAUACAAAUGUUACUGAAAUGUAAGUUUUGGUGUUAACAGUAGUAAUUUCAUGUGUUGUUUUGCAAGGAUUUGAUUUGAUUUGAUUGUUUACAGGAUUUCGUCAUGAGCUGGCAUCAGUUAGAGAAGCAUUGGAAAACCAGCUUGGGGAGUACUGCUCCAGACGGUUGUUCGGUCCUAGUCUGUGACACUUCAGCAGUAGGCACCCACCCCACUGAAGUUCGAACCCAGUACCUUCCAUUUAUAAGGCUAGCUAGCUCGUAGACCAUUAAGCCACUGGGACCCGACCCGAUCCAACGGCCAGUUCAUGAAUUCUAACCUCUUCCAAUUCACGAAAUAGCGCGACCACUAACCGGUAUUUUGUUUUCCUUAUCCUGUAUAAAAGGAAGAAAUUAUUUCGAAGUUGCAUACAAUAUCAUUUGUGGAACCAUUUACCACUCUGGUAUGCUUUUCUAAAUGGGCCCAGUAUCCUUCAAUAGAACUUGUAUGAGUUCUACUUAUUCAGAAUAAUUAUUGCUUUAAUGGUGAAUUUAGCCUAGUGAGGUAUGUGAUAGUUGCGAAUAUGGUCUCUCCACUUGUCUGUGUGAAUAUUAGUGCCUGGGAGGACUAUUCGUUGUAUAAUUGAUAUUAAGACAUCAGUACUUCUGUUUGGGAUGCAUUCUACCAAUCCUUUUCGAUGAUUUGUAUUGUACGAUCAGUUCUAGCACCCAACACGUGGUUUUCUCUUCUCCUACCGUGGCGACUCAUUUUGCGUGUAUUAAAGAUUGUUUGGUUAAUAUGAACGACGACGACAGCUAUUGCUCCAAGUACAGAAGUAAUCCCAUUGAUCUUUUGUGUGGCGAUAUUCCGACUGUGUUGCUGAUACCACUGCUCUCUGUUUCCACAGAUGCUGGUCAUGUCAGUAGACAAUUUUGUCAUACACUUGAUAUUUUACUAAGGCUAAGGCAGGGUUUCGAUUUGGAGAAGAAAGUAUCUAAAAACAUCAGCAUAAUGUACAACUUACCGAAUCCUACAGACUUCCUCAUAUAACAUUGAAUGUAUAACCGCCAUCAAUAAUAGCCAGGGAGUACUUCUGAAGAGUCAUUAUCCCUCAUUUUCCACAAAAAACUCAAAAACCAAAUCUUGGUGAAACUUGCAAUGAAGAUUAACUAUGUACCGCAUCCAUUUGUAAUGUUGAGCGAUCCGAUUGGUCGAUUCAAGAUUAUUUGACUUUGGUGUCGUCUAUUCUUUACUGUUCCUCUGCUAAGGUACGGCUAGUAACACUCUGUUAUAACAGUAUCAGAAGAUUUUCUCUUAUCGGUAAAAUGUAAACUUCACCUUUGAAAUAAUAAGGAGACUUUUUCAGUUAGAAAACAGCUAAUCAUCUGUGCAUGAAAUGAUGUAAAUCAAUAUAAUAAAUUAUAAUUACUUUAGUUUCAAAGUACUACUACUCGCAGUCUGACUAGUUGAUAACAUGUGGUUCAGUAUCUUCAACAUUCAAGCUCCACUCUAGCCUUACACUGUUCUGGAGAAAUCCAGGAUGUGAAUAUGAGUCUUGUCCUACUUUCGGCUCGUCAGCUGUGCACACAUAUGUAUGCACCUCAAUAAGUGGUGGUGGUGGUGGUAUUCACCAAGAUUACAGGGCCAAGAGGACCACUUUUAUGGCAAAGUCAGUUCGUUUAAUUUGACUGAAAGAGAAGGCGAUACUUGAGAAUAUCUGCUAUACUGAAAUAGACACAAAAGCCAGUCUGAGAAAAGCGACGACUAGUAUGAAUACUUUAUUAGACAAAGUACACGCCAUAUUGUAUUUACAAACCCUCAGCCAUGAAUAAUAAAGUAGACGAAUAUGAUUACUUGUAUGACAUCGAAAUCCCUGACAAAAUUAAAC
Molecule: messenger RNA, 3032 nt
Organism: Trichobilharzia regenti
Lineage: Eukaryota; Metazoa; Platyhelminthes; Trematoda; Strigeidida; Schistosomatidae
Source: the annotation of a GenBank genome assembly